Daktulosphaira vitifoliae (grape phylloxera) is the source of this 1192-nucleotide messenger RNA. RefSeq names its product translocon-associated protein subunit gamma. Gene Ontology annotation, cellular component: membrane; endoplasmic reticulum. The transcript is spliced from 5 exons. The coding region runs from base 178 to 738 and encodes 186 amino acids. Lineage: Eukaryota; Metazoa; Arthropoda; Insecta; Hemiptera; Phylloxeridae. Gene Ontology annotation, biological process: SRP-dependent cotranslational protein targeting to membrane. The record is from RefSeq and is a predicted model, not a curated record.
UAAACAAAUCGAAAAAGUGAAAACAUAACUGUUAAAAUAUAGCUAGACUUGCAACUUAUAUUGUUUCAUAGGGUUACACGUCUUACGUCUGCUGUCGGGUUAUAGUUAAAUUUCGUUUUGUUACUGUUUUAAUUUAUUUGUAUUAUUUAAUUUAAUUUUUUUAGUUUUUCAAAAAACAUGGGUAAAAAGGAAAAAUCCGAAGAAAGCCUUUUCACUAAAGAAGAAGAACAAUUGCUCUCUGAUUUCAGUAGAAAUGUUUCUGCAAAGUCUGCAGCUUUGUUCUACGGAAGUGCAUUUAUGGUUUCAGCACUCCCAAUUUGGCUUUACUGGAGAAUACAUAUGAUUGAAAUGAUGCCAGCUCUUGUUUGGUUUAUUCUUGUAACUUUAGGCAGUACCUAUCUUAUUGCGUUUGCUUAUAAAAAUACCAAGUUUAUUUUGAAACACAAAAUUGCUAUUAAAAGAGAAGAAGCUGUAACCCGAGAAAUUACUUUAAAGUAUGCUGAAGAUAAAAAAAUUAGCAAAAAAGAAAAAGAUGAAAAAGCACUAUUUCAGAAAAAUGAUGUUGCUGACUAUGAAGCAACAGCAUUUUCAAUAUUUUACAACAAUGCAUUGUUUUUGGUCAUAGUUGUUUUAUUAAGUUUUUAUCUGUUGAGAGGCUUCUCAACCACAGCAAAUUAUGUAUUUUCUGUUGGUAUUGCUAGUGGGCUUAUUGCAUUAUUUUCCACUGGUACCCAGUGAUCUAAUUCCACUUACACUACAUCAAAAAAUACUGCAGUUAAUCGGAAUUAACUUUUCAUGGAAGAAAAUAAAUUAUUGUGCUUCAUAAGAUUUUUGUUUAAAAUAUAUAAGUUACUAAUGAAUUAUUGUUCUUGUAAAAAAAAAAAAAACAAAUUUUGUGCAUUAUAUAAAUGUUAAUAAGAAUUAAAUUAAUGUUUAUAUUUAUGUAUAUAAAUACCAUGAUAUUUUACCAAUUAUAAACAAUUGUCGAAUUAGAGUGUUGCAUUAAUAGUACACACACUGUGAAGAAAUGUAAGCAUUAUUAUUAAUUAUUGCUGUUAAAAGCAUUUUUGUUGUAAUAUUGUUGUAUAAUAAUAGUUAAUUUGAAAUAUUAAUGAGAUAAUAAAUUUCCCUUUAAAGUCAUAGUGUUAAUAUAAGCUUAAGUAUGUAAUAAUAAAUUUUUUUAACUAUAUUA